CCAAAAGCGAUUUUCUUGAAGCAACCUUUCUUAGGAUAGGAGGCGACCACGAUUGGUAAUGGAGGCUGCGCUCUUCUCGCCCUCUUCACUCUUCCAAGAAGCAGAAGACCACGACGAACAAGCUGACGGCUGCCAAUCCCCUUCUGAGCAGACCUUUGUUGAGAGAAUCCAUACUUUCCCUGGAAUGGAUUUGAAGAUUCGUGAAUUCUCGUUUCAUCAUCUAAAUGCUAAUCUACUUUGGCCUGGAACAUUUGCAUUUUGUGACUGGUUGGUUCAACAUAAAUCUCUUUUAAUAGGGCGAAGAAUUUUGGAAUUGGGAAGUGGAACCGGAGCUUUGGCCAUUUUCUUGAGGAAAUCAUUUGGAGUUGACAUCACUACCUCUGAUUUUGAUGACAAGGAAGUAGAAGAAAAUAUAGCGUAUAACUGCAGGGCCAAUGAGCUAGAGGUGCUUCCCCACAUUGGACAUUCGUGGGGUGAUGUUUUCCCAAGUGAUGAAGUAGAUUGGGACUUAGUCAUUGCUAGUGAUAUCUUAUUAUAUGUGAAGCAGUACCCAAAUUUGAUUAAUACGCUGAUCUUCCUUCUUAAAUGCUACAAGCAACAAGAUGGAAAAGCACUCCUUGGGAGCCCCUUUGCCUCAGAAUUAGCAGAUGCAUCAGGGAAGGUCAUACAACUUCAGCAACCGGCAUUUUUGAUGAGUUGGAAGCGGAGGCUUGGAAAGGACGAGCAAUACUUCUUCGACGGAUGCCACGAUGCGGGGUUGGAAGUUGUACAUCUGGGAUCUCGUGUGUACUACAUAACACAAAGAAAAACUCAGUGAUGUAUCUUUUGGGACUGACAUGCAUGUGCCUGUUUGUGAAUGAUCUUGGCAUGCCUAGAAGCCCAAUCAUUUUAGAUGUGAGAAGCUUUGGAGGGUUUUUGUGCUAUUUUAAUGACUAUAUGCUUCAGGUGCUGAAAUGAAACUUAUUACCAUACAAAUGUUUUCCUCUCAUCAUGUAAUGGAUUGUCUAGUAUUUUUAUCUAUGCAAGCAUCAACGUUGAUGAGCUUGUUUUUCCCA
Dioscorea cayenensis subsp. rotundata (Guinea yam) is the source of this 1055-nucleotide messenger RNA. Its product is annotated as EEF1A lysine methyltransferase 3. The record is from RefSeq and is a predicted model, not a curated record. The transcript has 7 exons. Lineage: Eukaryota; Viridiplantae; Streptophyta; Magnoliopsida; Dioscoreales; Dioscoreaceae. Bases 59 to 817 code for a protein of 252 amino acids.